Messenger RNA from Contarinia nasturtii (swede midge), 1534 nucleotides. RefSeq lists its product as uncharacterized. The transcript has 4 exons. NCBI's taxonomy places the organism in Eukaryota, Metazoa, Arthropoda, Insecta, Diptera, Cecidomyiidae. The coding region runs from base 178 to 1476 and encodes 432 amino acids. The record is from RefSeq and is a predicted model, not a curated record.
UAAAAUACAGAAUGAACGCAUCGCCAUUAUUGUAUCGACAAUUUUUAUGAGUAUUUUUGAAAAAUUUACCAUUCAAUUCAAUGAAAUUUAUGAAAUUUUUAUAUUUUAAACGUGUAUAAAGUGUAUGUGAACGAAUUUAUCUAGUUAAAAUUUAUUGUACGAUUUUGUGGCAUUCAAAUGGAGAUAUCGACAAUACCAGAUGCCGAACGCGAAGCAAGUGAAGUUUUGCAUUCAUUAUUACCAGUUGAACGGAUCGAAAAGAAAGAGGAUAAUGAAAAAAUCGAAAAUUUUGAGGAAAAUAACAGUAAUACAUCAUCCGAUCAUUGGGAAAAUGUGUCGGUGAUCAAAAGAAAACUGGGCUCACAACUGAAUGUGGUAUUAAAGCAUCAGGAUGAUGAAAUUGUUGAUGUGGAAUUCAGUGAUUCGGAUGAUAAACCAAUGCAAUUUGUUAACGUUGAAGUUUCAAAUCAUCAAAAAAAUCAAUUAAACACCACAACCGUGAAAAAAUCACGUAAACUGGUUAAAACGAAGAAACCAAAAACUACACAGAAAAAGACUGAUUCACAUAAAAAUGAUGAUAAAGAAGCAGCACCCUCGUUGCUAGAGAGUUCAGUUGGUGAGGUGGCUGAACGAUUAGCGGUCGGAUGUGAAUGCCAGGGAAUUUGUUUCAAAGAUUUACAAGCCGAAAGUGUUUAUCGGCAUCGUUUGAAUAUUGCCGAAUUGACAAAACAGGAGCACGACAUGUACCUUAUGGGUGUUACGAUGGCAUGCCUAUCAAAUCGAACUGAAACGAAUCGGCAUAAAGAACGAAUACGGCAACGUGCUGUGUACGUAUUUCAAGGGAAAAAAGUGUGUCUUGAUGCAUUUAUCUAUCUCGAAAAUGUGACCCAAUAUCAUUUGAAACGCAUUCGACGUCAUGUCAUGGUUAACGGUGUCGUGCCUCGUGUUCAUGGUAAUGUUCGAAAAAAACCUCACAACGCAUUGUCAUUGGAUUUAUAUAAAUUUGCCGAAAAUUUUGUCAAAUCCGAAUUAAUGCAGCACACAAAUGAUCUAAAUAAAAGUGUCAUUGUUGUGAAUGAACCACGGAUAAAUCUCUAUCAAAAAUUUCGUGAAAAUUGUUCAAUCGAUGGUAAACUUAUGAGCUAUUCAACGUUUCGACAUUUUUUAAAGAAACAAUUUCCACAUGUUCGUUUCGUUGUAAAUCGUCCGUUCGAUAAUUAUGCCAAUCGUGGUAUAAAACGUGAGAAAAAACAUCAAAAAUUAAAAUCGAAACGUUCAACGUCCAGUAACGAUGUUGUGAUGCACAAUAAUCGAGAUAAAAAAAUCGAUGCGAUUAGCGAAGAAUAUGACACCGAACCAGCAUCUGACGUGGAAGAGAUUUGCUUGGAAAUUAUUGCCAAUGAAAAUAGUAAUGAUAGUGACACCAAAAACAACGAAUAUCAAGAUAUCGAUUUUCUUGAAUCAGAGGAUGAAUAAUACAUAUAUCACAAAUUGUUUUAGUACCAAUAUAAAGAAACGUUUUUUUUUCUUUGUU